AUGAUAAUUUUUUAUAUUCUUUUCUUUGAGCAAUUAAUUCUGCCAUCUAGUAAGAUAAAUAUAAAUAUUAGAAUGCAAAUAUUUAGUUUUAACAGAUCUAACAAAUGAAAGUGUUGAUAGUUUAUGGUCAGACGAAACUUUAAGCAGUCAGUUAUAGUUUUGUAUUAAUGGGCUAGCAGAAAAAUAGAUAGGCUUAGAUACUAGUUCAAAUACAAUUUAUUGGAAGAGAACAUUUUCUUUACCAAAAACUAGCAGAGUGUAUGUUUAUUUCGAGUUUUCUUUAUCUGGAAAUUGGAAUAAUGAUGAACUAUAGAUUUUUGCUAAUGAUUUAAAGGUAUACUCUGAAAAAUUCAAGCUCGAAGAUUCCAAUCGUGGUUGUCUUGAUAAGUAUUGAAUUCAAUAAAUUUUAGAUUUAAAUAUGAAUCUUAGGCAUAUUUUGUAAUAAAUAUGAGAUUGGAUUCUUUGAAAUUUGAAAUAAAAAUCAGUACUACAAACCUUGGAAUUUAUAUUAAAAAUAUAGUUCUUUUAUAAUAGUAAUAAAGAGGAAGAAAUGAAAUUCUGGAAUUUAUAGAUUAUAUCCCAACAUGUAGUUCAGAUUAUUAUUUUUAACAAUAUUUUUGCAAAUGUAAAAACAAUUUAGUAUAUGAAUAAAACUCGUGUAGAACACAAUGUAGUUAAAAUUAUUUGUAUGAUGCAACAGAGAAGGUCUGUUAUGCAAAAGAUUAUUGUACAGCAUGUCAAGGAACUUAGACAACAUUAGUUUGUAAUACAGAUCAUUAUAAAUAUCAUGAAUCUAAUAUCGUUUAAUCAAAUUGUGUUAAGAGAUGUCCAAAUAAUUAUUUUUAAGAUGAAAAUGCUAAAACUUGUGUAAAUAUGUAAUCAUAUCUUUAAACUAAUCUAAAUGGAGGAGGUAAUUUGUUAAAUUUAUAAUAUUAGAAAUUGUUGACCAUUAUUAUUUCUUUACAACAGUUCCAGAGUUUUUACACUUCUACAUGUAUAAUCAUUUAAUGGUUACUGUAAUAUCAAUUCCAGAAAAAACUAAAGAAAGAGGUUACUUCUAUUAUGGUGGUAGAUUUUAUAUAGGUUCAUUUGAUUCAUUUUAAUCCUAAAAAGUGUAGAUCACAUAAAAUAUCCAGAAUUCUCAACAUAAAAUACGUUUUAGAGCAAUAGCUCAUUUUAUUGAUUUCAAUCCUACCAAGUUUGAUAUCACUAUUAAUAAUGUAAAAUAAACAGCUGCAACUUUAACCAUUAAUAGUGUAAAUAGAUUAUAAUCAUCAAAAUCAGAUUAUAUAGCUUAUUUAGAUUACACUUGGGUAAGAACAGAAUAAUAUCCAUUAACAUAAAAUACAAUUCUUUUUGAAAUAGAGUAGCCCCAAUAAGCUGGACAAUAUGUAGGUAUUUUUUAUUUAGAUGAAAUUAAUAUUUAUCAAUUUUAAUGUUAAGCAGGAUGCAACAGUUGUUUUACAUAUAAUUUAUGUACUCCAUGUCUAUUUCCAGCAAACAAAGAUCCAGCUAAUUGUUAAUGUUUAACAGGAUAUGUUAUGAAGGAUAAUUAGUGUAUAGGUAUUACAUAAAUUGAAAUUAGUUUGUCCAACAUAUUGUACUACUUGUGUAACUGCUGGAGUCUGUGUAGAUUGUUAAGUAGCAACAAAAAGAAUUAAUUCUCCAAGUUGUGAUCAAUGUCCUGUAAAUUAUUAUUUAGAUUCUGGAAAAGAUAAUUGUUAAGAUUGUUAAACGGGAUGUCAUAAAUGCACAGUUGGAACUGCUUGCGUUUAAUGUGCAAAUGGAUAUUUUAGAAAUCAAACUAAUUAAUGUAUAACAUAAUGUCCAGAUGGCUAAUUUAAUGAUUCUAGUGAUACAAAUGAUCCUAAAUGUAGUAUUUGUGAUAGUAACUGUAAAAAAUGUCAAACAUUAUCAACAACAUGUACUGCAUGUAAUGGAUUAGCUAUUCUUGUAUCAGGACAUUGUUAUUUAUGUUCUGAAGGUUAAUAUUUAUCAGGUACUACUUGUGUACCUUGUAUAAGUGGUUGUUAAAUUUGUUCUACAAUUACUUGCACUACCUGUUAGGAUUCAUUUUAUUAUAAAUCAUCAACCAAUGAAUGUCUCUCUAUUUGUGAUCCUGGAUUUUAUGGUAAUGCAACUACUAAAACAUGUGAUUAAUGCAACUCUAGUUGUUUAACAUGUUUAGCUGGUACAAAUAAGGAUUGUGUCACAUGUCCACCAGGAAAAGUGCUGAAUCUCUAAGAUAUCAUAAAUGGAGAGUGUUAAACAAACUGUUUAGUUGGAUUUUAUAAAGUAGAUGAUGGUUGUGCAAAAUGUUGGAAAGGUUGUUCUGCAUGUAUGGACUCAACUCAAGCUUGUUUAACAUGUGCAAGUAAAUUCUAUAGAUUGAGAACUACAGGUUGGUGUUAUGAAACAUGUCCUAAUGGAUUUUAUAAUAAUUAAGUAGGCUUUGUUUGUUCUCCUUGUAAUACUUAAUGUAAGACUUGCAAUGGAUUUUCAGAGUCUCAUUGUUUAUCAUGCAAUGCUCCUUUGGCUUAUUAUUAAAAUUAAUGUUUAGUAGAAUGUUAUGAUGGUUAUGGCAGUAUCAACAAUGUCUGUGAAUCAUGUGCAGCAAAUUGUAAGAAAUGUUUUGGUACAUUACCAAAUUAAUGUCUUGAAUGCAUGACUGGAUUUUAUACAUUAAAUAAUUAAUGUUAUGUGAAAUGUCCAAAAUCAUUUAUUGGUAUCAGACCUUAAUAUGUUUGUAAAUGCAUUUAUGACAAUUGUAUAAGUUGUACUGCUUCUUAGUUUUUUUUGGAUAAUUAAUGUUAUGCCAUAUGUCCAACUGGUUAUUUUGGAUAUAAUGGUUUAUGUAUAAAAUGUGAUGUAACUUGUGGAACUUGUUUUGGUGAGGGAAUAGAAGAAUGUUCUUCUUGUAAUAAUGGUUUAAUAUUAUUUAAAAAUACUUGUAUCACAAAUUGUUUAGGAAAUCUUUAUCAUGAUGUUGUAAAUAAUGAAUGCAAAACUUGUCAUAUUGAAUGUAUUGCAUGUACAGGACCUAAUGAUAAUAAUUGUACAGCAUGUCCUAGUGAAAAACUAUUAACAAUUGAAAAUACUUGUAAAGAUCAAUGCACAGAUGGUUCAUAUCCUGUAUUAAAUGAAAAAAGAUGUUAUGCAUGUAAUCCAACUUGUAAAACUUGUUUUGGUCCCUCUGAUGAAAAUUGUUUGACAUGCAAUAAUUUAUUUUAAGCAAAUAAAUGUGUUAGUAAUUGUUCACCAGGCUUUACAAUUAAUGCUACAGGUACUAAAUGUGAUUCUGAUUUUCCUCUUGUUAUCGCAAUUUGCUCAUAUCAAUGCUCAACUUGUGAAUUAGCACCUAGAUUUUGUAAAUUAUGCAAUGGAAAUCGUAGUCCUAAUCCACCUAAUUGUGAUUGUGAAGCUGGUUAUUUUGAUGAUGGAGUAAAUGCUAUUUGUCCUAAAUGUGCAAAUAAAUGUUUAACUUGUAAAGGAUUAGCAAAUCUUUGUCUCAAAUGCAAAGGUGAUAGACUUUUACCUUAAUGUAAUUGUCCAGAUUUUUAUUAUGAUGACGGCGAAGCUGUAAAUUGUGUAAAAUGUCAAGACAAUUGUAAAACAUGUGAUGCGAAUGGAUGUACAUCAUGUUUAGGAGAUCGAAUUAAUGUUCCUAGCUGCGUCUGUCCAGAUGGAUAUUUUGAUAACUAUGAGACUUAUUGUUAAUAAUGUGCUAAAAAGUGUACAACUUGCAAUGGAUCUGCAGAAUUAUGUACUAAUUGUUCGGGAUUAAGAGUUAAUAAACCUAUUUGUAAUUGUCCAAAUGGAUACUUUGAAAAUUCAGAUCUAGAAUGUUAACAAUGUGAUUCAACAUGUAAAGAUUGUAAUUAAUAUGGAUGUUUAUCAUGUUUUGGUAACAGAAUAGGUCCUAUCAGUGGAGAAUGCAAAUGUGAUGCAAAGGGUAUAAGCAGAUUUAGCAUAGGAUCUGUAUAUUGUACAGAUUGUUCAUUAGGUGUACCAUAUUUUGGUUUAAUUGAUAAAUUUGAUGGAUUUACAAUUGAUUUUGGUGGAUCAGUGGCAUUAUAUGAUUCUUUAACAGGAGAUUCAGAUAGUUUAUGCAGCAUAAUUUUUGAUGAAGACACUUUAGCAUUACUUGGAACUGAUCCUGUAUGCAAUGAAGAUUUUACUGUAAUUUUUGGAGAUAAUCCAACAAUCAAAGUUGGAGAUAAAAUUUAACUCAAAACAGAAUUUCUACUUUAAGGAUGUAGUUACAAAUUUUUAUAAAUUCUACCAAUGGAACUAUCGAUCCCAUCAACUAUAGAUUAAACUACACAUAAACCGACAGUGAGAUUUACGGAUACUACUUCUCCUAAUGUAUGUUAAUAAUUGAGCAUAAAAUUUGAAGAACUUUUUUAUAAUGGAAAAUAGAAACUAAAAAUAAUAUCAUGGAGUCAAAUACUUCCUGUGACUGUGGAUCCAAUUAUAGCUCAGAUUUUAUCUUCUAAUACAUUAAAUAAUAGCGAUGUUAUAACAUUUCCAGAUAGAUUGUUUUAAUCAGGAAUUCUAUAUAAAUUUGGUGCAACAAUUGAAAGUUUCGCAAAAUUGUAGAAUAUCUAAACAUUCUAAUUUCAAGCAUAAUAAUAAUCAACAAUAACUUUUAAAUAAGACACUCUAAUUAGUUAAUAUAAUAGAUUUUCGAACAUAAAAAUUCCAAAUAAGAUCUCAUAUGCAAAUUGCAUAGAAAAAAAUCCUCCAGAAUAAUCGUUAUAUUAUGAGAUAAUAUUAAAGAACACAAAGUAAAGACUCUAAAAUGGAACAUUAACAGAGAAUUUAAUAGAUGGAUUCGAAUAUGAUGUUGAAUUAGAUUUUGCACCAUUUUAUUUUAAUUUUACAAAUCCUUAUAUUUUGGUGUUUAAUACAAAAUUAAGUAGAGCAGAUUACACUGCAACUAGUUAAAGCAUUUUUGAAAUAUACAUAGUUCCAUCAUCACCUAUUUUAACAAUAGCAGGAGGAAAUAGAAUGUUAGGAUUUUCAUAGGAAUUAUUUUUAAAUAGUACAAUAACAGAUAAAGAUCUAACAGAAGAUGAAGCAUCAAAAAUUUAAUAUAUUUGUUAUUGGAGUUGUGAAGAUAUUGUUUAUGGAACAGCUUGUUAAAAUUAAAUGAAUGAAACUCUCACUUUUGAUAAUAGUUGUAAUUAAUUUGUACCUGCAAGAACUUUUGCUCCAUAUAAAGCUGUUAAUUUUUAAGUAGAAAUAAUUAAAGAAAAUGUUAAUUAUUCAACAAAAGUUUCAAUUCAAUUUAUUGAAUUAGAUUUACCUGCAUUGAGUAUUUAAGGAGUUGAUCCUUUAGAAGUUCAUAAUUAUUAUGACGAAUUCAUAUUUAAGCUUACAUAUCCAGGAAUCAAUCCUGAUGUUUUAAUGUAUGCAGGAGCUGUAAUUUAUGAUCAAGUAGUUUAAGCUACUUUUUAAUUUUAUUAUUUAGACUUUAAAUUCAAAAUUUAAGAUUAUUUCACAAACUUUUAAUUAAGCAAAGGAAAUGGUGGACGAUUGAGAUUAUCUGUAUAUGAUCCUAGAUUUAUUAUGCCUUCAUUGAACACUUAAAUGUUGACAAUGAAUAUACCUCCGUAAAAGUGUGAAUUAAAAUAUGAAAAGAAAGAGAGUUUUGUUGAAUUCUUAGAUUAUCUUGAAGUGAAUGUAAUUAAUUGUGAAGAUGAUAAUACUCCACUUAAAUAUUCAGUUAUGUUAUUUCCAAACUAAUCUAUCUAUAAAAAUGACGUUGAGAAUUCUAAAUUCUAUCAUUAUACUCUUGUUAUACCUCCAUAAUAAACUUCUAAAUUUAAUUUAACUCUUCCUUUUGCAAAUCAUGAAGAUAGUCUAAUUGUUGUUAAUAUUCAAGAUUAAAUAGGCGGAAUUGUUAAUAUAACAGAACCUAUAAAUAUAAAAUAAUAUGGUAAUUUAAGUGAGGCAAAUAUCAGAGAAUACUAAAGGAGAUUGCAAAGUUUUGAUGAAUAAUUAAUUGGAUAUAAGAUUAUAACUGCUAGAUUAAUCUAAUUAACUGGUUUAAUUGAUUAUAAGGAAGAAUUGUUGAAUGAAUUGUUAUUUAUUGAUAAGAAUGAUUCAUUUUUAAGUAAUUAAACUGAAACAUUAUAUCAUUCAUUAUCAAAUAUUUUGAGUUAGAAUGUUAGUUUAAUACAAUUGAAUGAAACACUUUUAUUAAGUUAAGUAAACUAUAGAAUAAAAUUGGCAGCAGCAGAAUUAAUGAGAUUGACUGAAUUAUAGAAUAAAAAUAUAUUGAGUUCAGAAUAAAACAUAGAGAAAACAAAUUAUGUAAAACAAUAUUACACAUAUACUAACAUUUUAUCGUCUUAUAUAAAUUAUAGAGUAAAUAAAAAUCUAACGGCAAGUGAGAUAUAAACAUAACUUGAUGCUAUGAUGAAUUAUUUAUAAGAUAUAAGUGUGGCUAAUGAACCUAUGUAUAAAGUAUCAUCGAAUUCAGUAAAUAUGAAUUUUGGAUUUUUAACAUCUAAACUAGCUAAUGAAGCUACUGGUUCAACGAUAAAAGAUAGUAGUAAGAAUAGAUUGUUGGAGGCAGAAGCAGAAGCUGAUACUGGAAAUUAAAAUUAUAACAGUUCAACAAAUUUUUAUAAAUUCUCAUAGACUCGUUUUAUAGAUAAUCCAUUUUACAGUUAAGAGGGAUUUCCAAAAAAUAGUAGUGGUUAUUAAGCUGUUGAUCCUAAGUUAACUAUUAAAGAUUCAACUACUUAAAGCAAUAAUAUAACAUCGAGUAUGAAAAUGAAAUUUCCAAAAGCAAAAGAAUUACCUGCAAAUACUUCGACAAAAUGUAUAGCUUAAGUAGAUUCUGGUAGUUGGAAUGCUGAUGUUUGUAAAACAAAGAAAGCUGAUGGAGAAACAAUUUGUGAAUGUGAAUCAUUAAGUCCUACAUCAAUAAUGGAAUCAUUAGACUAUUUACUUGACAAAGCUUCCCAAGUAUAUUCAUUAGAUACAUUACUUGCAUUUGCAUCUUUUCCAUUUUAUAAAACUAUAGUAUUUUACUUUUAUUUAUUUAUGACUGGAGGAUAUGCUUAUGUAGUUUAUUGGGGUAUGAAAGUAGAUCAUGUUUAUUACACUAAACUUGCAGCUGAAAAAGAAGCUAAAGAAGCAUUAGAAAAGUAACUUAAGGAAGAAGAAGAAAAAUUAAAAGAAUAAGAAUAAAAAUUAGAAGAAUUUAAAGAUAAGGAACAUGAUGAUGAUGCAAUACGUAUUGAAUAAAUUGAUACUUAAAAUGAUGCUAAUUAAAGCAAAAUGAUGUUGGAUUAAUAAGAAUUCAAUGAUGUUAGACACAAUUAUGAAAGAGGAAAUACAAUUUUUAAUAGAAAUAAAGGACCAAAAUCAACAUAAGUAGAUAAUAUUAUAGGAAGAGAUUAAGCACCAACUUUAGUUGAAAUUAAUGAGAAAGCUUAAUUAUUAUAACCUAAAACAAAUUCAACAAAAGGAGGUUUGUAAGUAAUUAAUGAUAAUACUCAUGUUGCUGUAGAUGUUUAAAAAAAUGGAACCAAUUCUUAAAUAUCUCCUGAAAAUUAGGCUGAAAAUUAGUAGAAUUCACCUCUUAAAUAAAAUGAGAUCGAACAAUAAAAUCCAUAGGAAUAAAAUGGAACAGAAUAAAAUCCUAAGGAAUAAAAUCCUUAAGAAAAAAAAGAAUCAGAAGAUAUGGUUUAAUAAUCAAUCUCUAAAAUAAAAGCAUAUAUUGAAUAUCUUAAAUAUUUCCAUUAGAUUUUAUCUAUUGUAUAUAAAGAUGAUGAAGAUAAACCAAGAGGACUUCGAGCAUCUAUUGUUUAUACUAGUAUAAUGGGUAGUUUAGCUGUACUUUUUGUAUUUGGACAACCUAAUAAUAUUAGUCUUACUCUAACACUUGCUUUACUUACUGCUCCUGUCAAUAAAAUAUAUUAAGUUGCAUUAGAAAAGAUGUUAGUACAUAAAAAGAAAUCUGUUAGAAUUGGAGGUGCUGUUGUUAUGAUUGUCACCGCUGCAUUCAUAUCUUAUACUAUGCUUGCUGGAUUAGUAUUAAGUGGUUCUGUUGAAACAGCCAAUUAAUGGAGUUAUAUUUUUAUUGGAACAUUCAGUGCAGAUAAUAUUCUGUACUCUCCUAUGUAAUUAGUACUUUAAUAUGGUGUUCAUAUGGGUUUAAUUAAUAUGCCAAUCAUUUAAAAAUUGUUGAAUAAAUUACUAGAUUAAAAAGCUAAAGAUUUUCUUAAAAGAAUAUUUACCAGAAGAAGAUGA
Messenger RNA from Paramecium sonneborni, 8268 nucleotides. The record is from the annotation of a GenBank genome assembly. NCBI's taxonomy places the organism in Eukaryota, Ciliophora, Oligohymenophorea, Peniculida, Parameciidae.